AUGACUAUUCUGCGCGCCGAGAUCCCUGACGCUAUUGGCGGCCUCGCCGUUGACGGCUCCUUCAAGUGGGAUGUCAUAGAUCCCCGGACGAACAUGGCGGGUCUCCGGAUUGGGAAGAUUAUUGACGAUGCCGCGUUCCAUGCUAUGUUCCGGCGUGAAAGUGAACAAGGCAACCUCAAGAAUGUCCGGAGUUGGGCACAGUUUGUGCAUCAUACACUGACGGCUGAGGAUCAUGUGGUUGGUCUUGACGCUAUCAGCGAGGACGUUGCCUACUACGGCGGUCAUAGAGCCGAAGCCAUCAGAGCGCCUAUUGCGGCCGACCCUACUGGCGAUGUGACCUCGUGGCCUCGGACGGAGCCGACAAUGUAUAAUUCCCUGCAUGGGUUACUUUCGGAUAUCAUUGCCACGCAGUGCGUCUGGUACAAGGCGUUCUUCGAGGGUCCACACGCGGCGGAGAAGCUGAGAAGGGCGUUCGAAGAAUCGACAUGUGCAGGGUUUAGAAACUGGUACCAGAACCCUACCCUGAAUGCGCUCUACAUUGUGAGCAUCCGCAGGACGCAGCGGGACCCGGCGAGCGGAAAGGUCUACUAUUUCCCCGAGCUCGUGAUUUGCGUGUAG
Molecule: messenger RNA, 618 nt
Organism: Dichomitus squalens LYAD-421 SS1
Lineage: Eukaryota; Fungi; Basidiomycota; Agaricomycetes; Polyporales; Polyporaceae
Exons: 4
Coding region: 1-618 (205 amino acids)
Source: RefSeq, a predicted model, not a curated record